AUCUUGAGUCAGAUGACUGUGCGUCCAUAUACAUCUUCAACGUAGACCAGCCGUCAUCCUCUGUGAACCAGCCCAUUUGCAUUCCUCGCCAUGGAUUGCAGUCUCACUCCUCUCCUCUGUCACCACCAACAAGACUUCAGGGUCACAAGAGCUAUGAAGGAACUUGUGAGGUUCCAGAACCCAAAUACAGCCCCCUAGGAGGACCCAAACCCUUUGAGUGCCCUAGUAUUCAAAUCACAUCUAUUUCACCCAACUGUCAUCAAGGAAUUGAAGCCAACGAAGAUGAAUUGCACACAAAUGGCACAGAAAAUGAAUAUAUGGAAAGGCCUUCUCGGGACCAUCUCUAUCUUCCUCUUGAGCCAUCGUAUAGGGAGUCAUCCCUUAGUCCAAGCCCUGCUAGCAGCAUUUCAUCCAGAAGUUGGUUUUCGGAUGCUUCCUCUUGUGAAUCCAUUUCUCACGUUUAUGAUGAUGUAGACUCAGAGCUAAAUGAAGCAGCGGCUCGAUUUACCCUUGGCUCUCCUUUGGCAUCUCCUGGUGGUUCUCCGAGAGGCCCCAGUGAUGAAUCUUGGCAGCAGCCUUACGGAUUUGGGCAUGCCUUGUCACCUAGACAGUCUCCCUGUCAUUCUCCUAGAACUAGUAUUACAGACGAAAAUUGGCUAAGCCCCAGACCAACAUCAAGACCCUCAUCAAGACCUACGUCCCCCUGUGGGAAACGCCGACACUCCAGUGCUGAGAUUUGCUAUGCUGGUUCUCUCUCUCCUCACCAUUCUCCAACUCCGUCACCUGGCCAUUCUCCCAGAGGAAGCAUAACAGAAGACACGUGGCUAAACACUUCCAUCCAUAACGUACAAGGCCUCAAUUCUGGCCUCUCACCAUUUCAGUGUUGUACAGAGACUGAUAUUCCUCUAAAAACACGAAAGACCUCCGAGGAUCAGACUGCCACUUUAUCUGGAAAAAUAGAUGUCUGUCCUGAAGAACAGGGUAACUUGUCGCCAUCCCUUGAAACUGCAGUAGAUGACUGCUCUGGAUCGCAGCACACCUUGAAAAAAGAUUUGCCCGGAGACCAAUUUCUUUCUGUUCCUUCGCACUUUACUUGGAACAAACCAAAGCCUGGUCAUACUCCUAUAUUUCGCACAUCUUCAUUGCCGCCUCUGGACUGGCCUUUACCAAGUCAUUAUGGGCAGUGUGAACUGAAAAUAGAAGUCCAGCCUAAAACUCAUCACAGAGCUCACUAUGAAACAGAAGGAAGCAGAGGAGCAGUAAAAGCAUCUACUGGAGGACACCCUGUAGUGAAGCUCCUAGGCUACAGUGACAAGCCAGUAAACCUGCAGAUGUUCAUCGGAACAGCGGAUGACCGCUACUUAAGGCCGCAUGCGUUCUACCAGGUGCACCGAAUCACUGGAAAGACAGUUGCAACAGCUAGUCAAGAGAUAAUAAUUGCCAGCACAAAAGUUUUGGAAAUACCACUUCUUCCUGAAAAUAAUAUGUCAGCCAGUAUCGACUGUGCGGGUAUUUUGAAACUUCGCAACUCGGAUAUAGAGCUCCGUAAAGGAGAGACGGAUAUCGGAAGAAAGAACACCAGAGUGCGACUUGUGUUUCGUGUUCACAUCCCGCAGCCUAGUGGGAAAGUCUUAUCUCUGCAGACUGCUUCCAUACCUGUUGAAUGCUCUCAGCGAUCUGCUCAAGAACUUCCUCAGAUUGAGAAGUACAGCGUCAACAGUUGCUCUGUCAAUGGAGGCCAUGAAAUGGUGGUGACAGGAUCCAAUUUUCUUCCAGAAUCCAAAAUCAUAUUUUUUGAAAAAGGACAAGAUGGACGACCUCAGUGGGAGGUAGAAGGGAAAAUAAUUAGGGAAAAGUGUCAAGGGGCAAACAUCAUACUUGAAGUUCCUCCAUACCAUAACAAAACCAUUACAGCUGCAGUUCAGGUGCAGUUUUAUCUCUGCAAUGGCAAGAGGAAAAAAAGCCAGUCUCAACGUUUUACUUACACACCAGUUAUAAUGAAACAAGAGCACCGAGAUGAGGUAGAUUUGUCUGCUGUUCCGUCUUUGGCCCUGCCUCACACAAGCAACGUCCAGGGACUGCAUUCUAUCCGAACUCAAUUGCCUUCACCAGAGCAAGGGCAUCCACAUGACAACUUGCUGUCUACGUCCCCCAGGAGCCUUGUGUGUCCAGUUCAACCACCGUACACGGCAAUGGUGACCUCGGCAGUACCCCACCUGCCACAUAUGCAAGGUAGAAACCUCAGCCCAAGCGAAGAGUGUCAUGUUUUACCUCCUGCAGUGGUUCAGUCUUUUCAGGUAACAUCAGCACCUCCGGUGAGGCCUUCUUACCAGCCUAUGCAGUCUAACGAUGUGUACAAUGGACAGUCUGGUCUUCCCAUGAACUCUGCCUCCAGCCAAGGCUUUGAUGCUCUUUCAUUUCAGCAAGACACAGCUGUACCUCAUUUGAUAAGCCUUAGCUGCCAAGCUCUGCCACCAAUGCAGUUUCAUUCUUCAAAUCCAGGUUCUGUGUCAACGUCGAGUACAGCAGGGCACCCACUAGCACACCCAGCUCAUGCAGGACAGUCUUCUCACCUACCGUCGAUGGCAUACCACUGCCCCAGCGCUGGGCAGGGCUCCAUCCCUUCUGCAAUGAGCCGGUCCCUUGGGCAGUCUUCUCCCCAGCUGCAGCAAGUCCCAUACCAUUCUACAACUCCAGCAUCCGCUUCGUCCCCAUCCCCAACAGCUUCCCACCCUUUGGUCCAUUCACCGCUGUCUGGACCUUCUUCACCCCAGCUACAGUCUAUGCCUUACCAGUCUCCUAGCUCAGGACCCGCCUCCUCUCCCCCGCCAGCCACUGUAAGUCACUCGGGACAGCACUCCCCUCAAGCACACAGUCCAGCCGUGGGAGGUCUUACUGCAGCACCAUCCCUGGUGCACCACGCCGUGUGUGAUUCAUCUCCGUUUUCACCAGACGGGGCAGCUGUUAACAUUAAACCGGAACCUGAAGAUCGAGAACUGAAUUUUCAAACGAUAGGACUGCAGGACAUCACACUGGAUGAUGACAGUUUUAUCUCUGACCUGGAAUACCAGCCAUCAGGUUCAACAGAGAAAUGGACUCAACAUUCAGCCUCAUGUCCAACUCCUAUGUGGAAAAUCUAGAGGUGAAUGAGAUCAUAGGAAGAGAUAUGUCACAGAUCUCAGUGUCACAUGGAACAACAGCGGCCAGCCAGUCUGCACGUGCAUGUCCUGGAUCUCUGGAGACACGAAUAUCUGAUGGAAUCCAGUAACGGAUAAGCUGACAACUAAACAUCCAUGAAAACUCAACAGUUUCUCUAUUUUUCGUCCUCUUCCUCUUUAGACUUACUGUGCUUCCAACUCUGUGGCCUUUAUGAACUGGAACAGUGGAUCCUUGCAGAGCCCCUUUAGCGGGUUACAUUUUUGAUGCAGAGACAGAGCAUUUUAAUUAUAGUUCCUCAGAUGCUGUAAAGAGACUUCUUAAAACGGACACACAGAAUCUACACCAGAUAUUUUAACUGUUUUGAAGUUACAAACAAGCUUUGCUUUUUGCAUUUAAGUAGAAUACUUUUAUAUUGUAAGUGCUUCAGAUGUGUGGA
Eurypyga helias (sunbittern) is the source of this 3595-nucleotide messenger RNA. RefSeq names its product nuclear factor of activated T-cells, cytoplasmic 3-like. NCBI's taxonomy places the organism in Eukaryota, Metazoa, Chordata, Aves, Eurypygiformes, Eurypygidae. Gene Ontology annotation, cellular component: transcription regulator complex. Gene Ontology annotation, molecular function: transcription factor binding; DNA-binding transcription factor activity, RNA polymerase II-specific; RNA polymerase II cis-regulatory region sequence-specific DNA binding. Gene Ontology annotation, biological process: calcineurin-NFAT signaling cascade; regulation of transcription by RNA polymerase II; cytokine production. The record is from RefSeq and is a predicted model, not a curated record.